This is a messenger RNA of Spea bombifrons (plains spadefoot toad), 781 nucleotides long. RefSeq names its product acrosin-like. The record is from RefSeq and is a predicted model, not a curated record. Gene Ontology annotation, molecular function: serine-type endopeptidase activity. Gene Ontology annotation, biological process: proteolysis; acrosome reaction. Bases 1 to 531 code for a protein of 176 amino acids. The transcript is spliced from 3 exons. Lineage: Eukaryota; Metazoa; Chordata; Amphibia; Anura; Pelobatidae.
AUGAUAAAAGAGAAGAUCGAACAUGAGACGUACGACCCGCAUACUAAGCGUGAUGACAUCGCCUUGCUCCGGCUCAAUCAGCCCAUCAAAUUUGAUGACUACACUCAGCCUGCCUGCCUUCCUGCCAAACACGCCAUUGUGGACAACCUAGAUGACUGCUACGUCGCUGGCUGGGGUGUCCUCAAAGAAGGAUCCUCAGAAACAUCAGAUGUCCUUCAAGAAGCCCCAGUGAAUUUAAUUCCAGUUGACCGUUGCAACCGCCCAACCUGGUACAACGGAGCAGUGGGUGACUACAACCUGUGCGCUGGAUAUGAGCAGGGAGGCAUCGAUAGUUGCCAGGGUGACAGUGGAGGACCUUUAAUGUGCAAAAGGAACAAAGCUAAGUUCUAUACUGUGGUCGGCAUAACCAGCUGGGGCUCCGGCUGUGCCCAGGAGAAAAGCCCUGGAGUUUACUCCGCCACCCAGUAUUAUCUCGAGUGGAUUUCUAAACAUCUUUCUAAGAACAAGAACCCUACAUCCAAGACCAUCUAAAAUAGGGCCGUGAAACAAAUCGCUCCAAACGUAGCUGAAUAAAUCAGCAAAGCUGACAGGAAGACCCGUUAUAUCUAAAGCGCUCCCGGAGCAGAAAUACAUCAGAUUUACAUCAGAUGGAGCCAUCUCUUUGCAGCAGAAACUGCAUAUCACGUCAGCAUUUAGUUAUAAGUAUAGGCUAAUAGAUUAAUAAAUAGGAAUGCAUAAAUAAGACGUGUACUUAUUAUUUAUUAUUAUUUACUGUUUUAUA